UGCCACUCUUGGGGGGGGCACGGCGCAGACUGAGAGGGGCAAUGGGUCCCACAGGCCAGCUGGAGAGGGGCAGGAUGGAGGUGGGGGUGGAAACUUCCCUGAGCCAGGCUCUGAUUUCAUCCCAGACCUUGAGGGGGAAAAAACCCUCCAAAGUUCAGAGGACUUUACACAACAAAACAGACUUCAAAAGAAGCAGGAAGAAAAUCACGCUUUGUUUGACCACAUAAGAACCCUCUUUUUUUCCCCAUGCAUGUAACUAUCAUUGGAUUGUGAUGAAUCUUUCCUGUAUAAAUACACAAGUGGUGUGACCCUGGUCCCCAGAAGCUGUGUCCCGUUCCAUCCAGGUCAUUCCAUAACUUGGGGGCCAUUUGUCGAUCAACUACCAAACACAAAGUGGGUGUGCUGUGAGCCCCUACACAGGCACAGGACAGAGACUGACCUGUGACAGGGAGCCAGCAUCCAGGAGGGCACAAGGCUAAGGCUCCUGGGUUUGGACCUCAGUCUCCUUCCUCAUGUGGCAAGCGAUCAUUUAUAGGGGCACUCUGUAUGGGCGGUAUCUUCUGUCCCCGCCCCCCAUUUUCUCUUUCCUCCUCUCCUUUCCACCAGAUACUCCUCCCUUCUCUCUCUUUUUCGAGAUUGGGUCUUGCUAUGUAGCUCAGGCUAGCCUGGAAAGCAGCAAUCCUGCCUGAGUCAGGAAGGGGGCAGGUAAAUGGCAGAACCCAGGGCAGCACGUGGAUCCGCAGGGCUCCGCACGGGUGUGGGCACGCGGUGCCACCGUUCCCCGCUGGGCCUGUGGCUGGUCUGGGGCCGGCAGGCACCAAGAUGGCCUCACCACCAGUCCCCCGGAAAGCCUCGGUGGACACCAGGAGAGGUUCCGCGGAGAUCCAGAAGGGCUCCGCAGUGACCAGGAAGGGCUCUAGAGACAGCAGGAAACUUUCUGCGGAGAUGAAGAAAGACCCCGGAGAGGCCCAGAAGGGUCCUGGCGAGGUCAGGAGGAAGAUCUCUGCACAGAAGGAGUCCAUGGGCAUGGGGUCCAAGAAGUGGAGUUUGGGCGAAGACAGGAGGGUUUCGAUCGACAGCAUGAGGGGUUCGUUCGAGAGCAGGAAGACCUCUUUUGACAGCAAGCGAAGUUCCACUGAGGGCAGGAGGGGCUCAAGCGAAGGCAAGGGCAGUUCGUCCUCCAUCCCUUCCAGUGUGCGACCCAGCAAGGUGCCAUGGGUCACCCUGAUGAGAGCCUUGGGUCGCUUCAAGCUGUCCCUCCCGAAUAUCCGUCAGUACCAUAUGCUGGCCGCUCGCGACCCCCUGGCCGUGGACACGGAACUGCCACGUGCGAAGCACAAGGCAAUAGUGAAGAGGUUAUGGGGCAACCACCAGCCUCUUGCCAAGAUCCCGUAUAAAGUUCUGAUCGGGCACGACAACAUCGUGAGCUCCUGCCACUUCUGUAUAAAUGACACCAGGAUCCUCAGUGGCUCCUAUGACUGCUCGGUGAAGCUGUGGGACGCUGCCUAUGGAUCUCCGAUUUGGGAUUUUGAGCCACGACCCAAAGCUCCUGUUUUAGAAUGCAGUAUCACGGCUGACAGCAGAAGAAUCGUCGCAUCAUCUUACGAUAAAACCGUGAGGGCUUGGGAUGUCGAGACAGGUCAGCUUCUGUGGAAAAUCCGGCACGACACCUUCGUAGUGUGCUGUAAAUUCUCUCCCAACGGAAAGUUCGUGCUCACAGCCUUGGACGUGAAUCGCGGGAUUUGCUUAAUUGAUCCGGAAAACAUUACCACCGUGAUCCAGAUCAAAGAUCAUCACAGAAGGUCCAUCACAGCAUGCUGCUUUGAUCCUGACAGCCAGAAGGUAGCUUCUGUCGCCAUGGACAGGUGUAUCAAGAUCUGGGAUAUCACAUCCCAAACCACGCUGUUUACCAUACCCAAGGCACACGCCAAUACCAUCUCAGACUGCUGCUUCACCGUCAGUGGCCACUUCCUGUGUACCAGCUCCUGGGAUAAAAACUUAAAAAUAUGGAAUAUCCACACGGGGGAGUUUCGAAAACGCGGGGCCUGUGUGACUCUGAUGAGGGGCCACCAGGGCUGUGUGAGUUCCUGCUGCAUUGCCAGAGACAGCUCUAUCCUCAUUUCUGGUGGCUUUGACAAGACGGUGACGAUUUGGGAUGUAGGAGAUGGUUACCGAAAGCUGUCAUUGAAGGGCCAUGAUGACUGGGUGACAGAUGUUGCUAUUAGCAGCAACAAGAAAUGGAUCAUCUCUGCUUCAAAGGACAACACCUUGAGACUGUGGAAUAUUGAAGAUCUGGAGAAAAUUCCUUUGGUAACUGAGAACAAGAGGACCAUGGGCUGCAAGGUCAAGCAGUGCAAAAGCUGUGACCAGUUUUUCUCCGCCUUUGAAAACGAGUCUUCUGUAUUAGCCAAGCGGUGUAUGUUCUGCCGGAGACAGGAGGACGGAGAAUCUGGCUCCUCCUCAUCGUCAUUGGAAGAGAGUAAGGACAGCUGAUGG
Molecule: messenger RNA, 2496 nt
Organism: Peromyscus californicus insignis
Lineage: Eukaryota; Metazoa; Chordata; Mammalia; Rodentia; Cricetidae
Gene: Wdr88
Product: WD repeat domain 88
Exons: 11
Coding region: 823-2493 (556 amino acids)
Molecular function (GO): protein binding
Source: RefSeq, a predicted model, not a curated record